AUGUCUUAUCAGCAGCAGCAGUGCAAGCAGCCCUGCCAGCCACCUCCAGUAGUGUGCACUCCCAAGUGCCCUGAGCCUUGUCCACCUCCAAAAUGUCCUGAGCCUUGUCCACCUCCAAAGUGUCCUGAGCCUUGCCCACCUCCAAAGUGUCCUGAGCCUUGCCCACCUCCAAAGUGCCCUGAGCCAUGCCCACCUCCUCAGUACCAGCAGAAAUGCCCUCCUGUGCCACCUCCCCAACAAUGCCAGCAGAAGUGCCCACCCAAAAGCAAGUAG
Messenger RNA from Rangifer tarandus platyrhynchus (Svalbard reindeer), 273 nucleotides. Lineage: Eukaryota; Metazoa; Chordata; Mammalia; Artiodactyla; Cervidae. The record is from the annotation of a GenBank genome assembly.